UUAGAAAUGGACAUGGUAUAUUUGUACAAACAAUGUCAAGAAACUUGAUGAGGACCUCAAGUCAUCAUCAGAAAAGGAGAAAGGAACAAGAACAUGAAGCUGAGGAAACUAAAGAAGCCAACCAGGACAUAGGUGCAUUCAAAGAAGGAUAUCUUUGCAACCAUGAGGAAUUUGACCGUGAAACCACUUGCUAUAGAUUCUCAACUCAACCAGAGCACGCAGCGAAUUGGUUUCAUACCAAAAGGAGUAAUGGUUUAGGAAAUAUACCAUUUACAAGUCAGGCGGCCUACACUGCAUCCGAGCUGGUUCUAUUUAAGGAAAGUAAUUCUUUGCUUAAGGAGUGUGCAACUCAAACUCACGUGUGGAAACCAGGAGAUCAGCCAUUACAUCUAAGACCACUUGGAGAGUUCAUACCAUGCACUAAACCUCACUGGAUCAGCCAGAUUCUUCACCAUCUCAACUUGCCAUUUUUGGAGCCAAUUUGCUUUAAAUCCCAACGGCUAGUUUUCUACACUCUUGGCUGUGAUUUGGCGAUUUUUUUCAUCAACCAGAAGCUCCCUAAGGCUCCUAGGAUCUUCCCAAAGUUUUCCAGAUACAAGCAGCUCCACACAUUUCCCAUUUUGGCUCAGAUUCUCUCAAUAAGGCCUAACGGCUAGAUUUCUUAAUUUCAGCAUGUUUUCUCAUUUUAUUUAGCUUUCUAAAUCAUUGUAGUGAGCCUAUAUAAGCUCAUUAGUUUAUCUCAUUGUAAGGACGAAUCUUUUACCCAAGAAAUAAUAAACUUCUUCGUUUCUUUUCUCCAAA
This is a messenger RNA of Brassica rapa (field mustard), 801 nucleotides long. RefSeq lists its product as uncharacterized. The record is from RefSeq and is a predicted model, not a curated record. NCBI's taxonomy places the organism in Eukaryota, Viridiplantae, Streptophyta, Magnoliopsida, Brassicales, Brassicaceae.